This is a messenger RNA of Capra hircus (goat), 729 nucleotides long. RefSeq names its product rho GTPase-activating protein 20-like. Gene Ontology annotation, biological process: signal transduction; regulation of Rho protein signal transduction. The coding region runs from base 1 to 591 and encodes 196 amino acids. Gene Ontology annotation, molecular function: GTPase activator activity. NCBI's taxonomy places the organism in Eukaryota, Metazoa, Chordata, Mammalia, Artiodactyla, Bovidae. The transcript is spliced from 4 exons. The record is from RefSeq and is a predicted model, not a curated record.
AUGCUUUCCUUUAUCAAUCAAAAAGGGCCGUUCACAGAAGGCAUCUUCAGAAAAUCAGCCAGUAUAAAAUCCUGCAUAGCCCUAAAGGAGAAACUAAACGCUGGACACAACGUGAACUUGGAUGAUGAAUCCGUUCUCGUAGUAUCGUCUGUCUUAAAGGAUUUUCUUCGAAAUAUCCAAGGAAGCAUCUUUUCAGCCCAUCUCUAUGAUAAAUGGCUUGCUGUUAUUGAUCAAGGGAAUGAGGAGGAGAAAAUAACUGCGACCCAGAGGCUUGUAGACCAGCUACCGAAAGCCAAUGUAGUGUUGUUGCGAUACCUUUUUGGAGUGUUACACAACAUUGAGCAACAUUCCUCAUGCAAUCAGAUGACAGCUCAUGAUUUAUCCUUGUAUCUUACCCCAAGCAUCCUUUGUCUGCUUAAUUCUGGAAGCUCAGCAUUUGAAAAUGUCACCAAAAAGGUUUCUCUGAUACAAUUCCUCAUUGAAAACUGUCUCAAGAUAUUUGGAGAAGAUAUCACUUCUCUCUUUGGAGAGAACUCAGUGAGUUGUGAGAACAGUGAUAUCACUGAUAACAGUGAGAUUUCAGGUAGGUGAAUAAUGUAACUGGCUUUGAUGCAAAAGACAGCAAGGCUGCCAGGGCUCCAUGGGAGAUCCUAGAGCCCAAAUCACAUUGUAAGGGCAGUAAUUUCCAUCUGCUCCAAGACAUGGGAAGUUUCCCGCUUGUGAGAUCAA